CUUCAAGUAUAACUACCACAAAAAUAAAUUAUAUUUCAUGUAACACUUUUGACCUGAUCCAAGAUCAUGUCCCUGCAGUGGCAAAACGAAGUGGUGCGCAUUACGCGCCAAGUGAAGCGCAAUCUACCGCAUCGAAAUUUCCGAGAGAUUAACUUUGAUCGCGAGACCAUAAGGCAAGCAAUCACUCCACUGACCUACGAUAAGGCGCGCCGCAUCAAGGGACCAGUUUUCGAGGCUCUGGAGGACGAGUUGCGCCGGGCAGGAUGCACCAUGCUGCCGGAGUUCCUCCACUGCCUGGCCACCAAGGAGAAUGCACUCUUCGAGAGCCUGAAUAUCCGCGAACGGCUAUCCGAUGAUUCGGAAUUGCUCUACGGAAUGGUUGAUCGCCUCCGGGAUGCCGAACUCGCCGUUUGCCUGCACAAGCACCGGGGUCUGAAACAGUGUUUCGGCCUAUUCUUCGAGACCAUGCAGCUGCUGGAGCCGUACCGUCAGAAAUACGCAUACGCCCUGGUGGCCCUCAAUGAGCACAUCAUCUCGCUGUGCCGCAACAUUGCCGGCCAGGAGCGGGAGGCCGCCGAGUACAUAUCCCGCAUCUACUACAUCUACUCCAUGUAUCUGGUGAACACGGGUCAGCGUACCUCGGCCAUCAAUUACCUACAAAUCGCCAUGGAUCUGGUGCGUGGUCACGUGUGGACCGCCGAGGUGGGAAUGCCCGCAGGCAGCCUCACGCUCCACGAGCUGGUGGCCCAGAAUCUCGCCAGGCAGCUCCUCAUCCAGGGCAAGUCCAUUGUGCGCCAGCACCCCGAAGAUGCGGUGGCCAUGGCCCGACGGGCCACGGUCCUUAUAGCAGAAAUUGGCAGGGAUAAGAACAUGGAGAUUUUCUGCGACACCUUUCUGGAGCGUGCCUACUUCUUGAUGGAGAUUGGCAACUUUAACUCGGCCCAGCAGUGUCUGGACCAGAUCAAAACCCAGAUCCUGGCCUGCACCGAGUACCGAUUCGUUAAGCUCAACAUCAAGUACUACCUGUUCCAGGGACAAUGUUCCGAGAUUUUUGAGCACGUGGAGAAGGCCAUUUCGUGUUAUAAGCGAGCUCUUCGCUUAUCCCGACUGUAUACCCACCGUGAUUUGGAGGCGGAGAUACUUUUGCAUCUGGGGAAGAUCUUCGCCAAGGACACCCAAAUGACAAGCAUCGCUAAGAAGUGCUAUGAGCACGCCAAGCGCAUCUACGUGGACUUUAACGAUCUGCACAGCCGCAAGAUGGCCAAUUACCUGCAGGCCAAGUUAAUGGCGGAUGAAAUCACACCUCUUUACAUGGCCAUGCUCAAGUCUUCGACCACUCGGUAUUGCGCCUUUUUCAACCUACGUCAGUGGAAGAACCGCUGUCGUCCCUUUUGGAAGCGACUGGGCGACGAAAUCAUCAAACAGGAAACGGAUAGCAUCUACUGUCUGCUGGAUGAGGAGAAAGAGGAUCCAGGCCACGAUGUGGCACCUUACGAUGAUGUCGACCUCAAGACUUUCAAACUGGCUGAGGGAGACAUCUAAGCUCUGCUCCUAACAAAUUUUAUUGCUUACUUCAUCUAUUUGCGGCUCCUAAUUGAUCUUUAGGGAGUAAUACUACAUUUUCGGAACGGAAUCUUAAGUUUGAUCAAAUAACAAGUUUGCUUUCCUUUACUUAUUCAGCUGACUGAAUUUUACCCCAUGCCUAAAAUUAUUUGCACACAUCAGAGUUGUGGAUUCCCUCGAUGAAGUACUGCCCAUAAACGGUCGAGUGUAUACCUAUACCGAAGAUAAUCAAAUCCUGCGCAUAAUGCACGAAUUUAUUGACUCCCGAUAUCUCAGGUAUUUGAUCAGGCAUUGCAUUGCAAACCUUUGGAUGUCCGAAAUAUAAAUAGAACUACUAGAGCUAAAGUCCACUCGGUUUUGAAUUACCAUGAAUCAACGAACAUGAAUCGAUCAUCCGGUAAUAAAGUACACGUAUUCUAAGCGGGAAGAUCAAAGGUGAAAUCAUCAGUACGGAUAAUCUAUAAAUAAUUGUGGAGUGGCAUACAAUUCCUUAUAGCUGAUAUAGUUAUAUCAGUUUACCGUCUUAU
Messenger RNA from Drosophila erecta, 2090 nucleotides. RefSeq lists its product as uncharacterized. Gene Ontology annotation, molecular function: protein binding. NCBI's taxonomy places the organism in Eukaryota, Metazoa, Arthropoda, Insecta, Diptera, Drosophilidae. The transcript has 3 exons. The coding region runs from base 67 to 1542 and encodes 491 amino acids. The record is from RefSeq and is a predicted model, not a curated record.